CAGUAGGACAUUCCAGUCUCUGGCUCUGCUCAUCGUUUGUCUCAUCAAAUUAUCUGAAAUUUUAUAAAAAGAUGGUUUGGUUUGGUAUGGUGGGCGGGAAAUGGAAUGAACCAAAAUGUGUGUUUGUUGUCUCACCUUGAGACAUUUGUGUGUGUGGACAAGAUCUGAUUGGAGAAAAGGAGGAGAUAAAGAACAUUCAAGACAUUUGAGCAAAGCAACUUUCUCCACAAGACUUAUUGAAUCCAAAAGAGAAGCUUGGGAAUGAUAUGAUGCUCAACAAGAUUGAAUGUCUCACAGGUUCAGUGUUGAUUCUUUGUAGAAGAGAUCAACCCUUUUUGAGAUUGCGUUUGGAGUUUUUGUAAUAAGAUAGCAAUGACUGGGAACGAACUUGGGAAGGCAAAGCACUUGAUGGAACAAGGUGGUGAGAGUUCGAGAAAGCUAGGUUAUGUGAGUCAGGACAGAAUCAGUGAGUUGCCUGAAGCUUUGCUGCUGCAUAUACUGUCUUUGAUUCCAACAAAGAAUGUGAUAGCCACAAGUGCUUUGUCUAAACGAUGGCGUUCUCUUUGGAAAAUGGUAUCAAGGCUCGAGUUUGAAUCUUAUGGAAACAUAUAUAAAUAUUCAGAAAAUGUUACCAAGUCUUUGCUUUCACAUAAAGCUCCAAUUCUGGAGAGUUUGCACCUGGCACUGACAUCUGAUCAUAUCGAUGGUGUAUAUGUUGGAGUAUUGGCUACUGUUGCAUUUGCACGCAAUGUCCGUGAGUUUGUACUCGAUCUCCGUGUUUACCAUGGACCCCCAGUCAGACUUCCAAUUAGCUUGUUUUGCUUUGAUACGCUUGAGACCUUAAAACUCAAGAAUCAAGUUCUUUUGGAUGUUCAUUCUCCGGUUUCUAUGAAGUCCCUUAGAACUCUUCACCUUCAAGGUGUAGUGUACAAAGGUGAUGAAUCUGUUCGUAACCUUUUUGCUAGCUGCCCUUAUCUUGAACAUUUGGUUGUGCAUCGAGGUCCGUUUAGUGAUAAUGUAGUCGAUUUUACCAUUGAGGCGCCAUCUUUGAAGACUUUUUCGCUUAAUGAUUCCUCAAGUGCGGGAGAGAAUAGGAGAUAUGUGAUAAAGGCUCCUUCUUUGAAAUACUUGGAAAUUGUAAGUUUAAUAUGUCAUGAGUUUAUUCUGAUAGAGAAUGCAUCCGAGCUAGUUGAGGCCACUAUUAGAAACGUUGAGCAGAUAGGCAAUGAGAAUAUUUUGGGAUAUGUCAAGUCAGUCAAACGUCUUUCCUUGGACUUUUUAGCUUUGCAGAUUACAUGUCCCACUGAAGUUAUCUACUCUCAGCUGGUAUAUCUAGAAAUGUAUACGCAUAAACUGGAGUGGUGGACUCUACUUACGCUCAUGCUUGAUAGCUCUCCUAAACUACAAGUCCUCAAGCUCAUUGAUCAUUGUCUUCAUCAGCGUAGUUUGGAAUUCAAAAAACAAUAUAAGGAGCAAGGGACAUGGAAUCAACCAAAGGAUGUCCCUGAAUGUUUGCUGUCCCAUCUGGAGACAUUUGUGUGGAGAAAUUGCAAUUGGGGAAGAGAGGAAGAGAAAGAAGUGGCUACAUACAUUCUAAGGAACGCAAGUCAGCUGAAGAAAGCAACUUUCUCCACGGAUCCCAUUGAACCGAAAAGGCUCUAUAAGUUGGCAACAAGAAAAAGGAUGCGCAACGAGUUGGAUGAUGUGGUCAGGGCUUCCAGUUCAUGUCACCUUGUGUUUGAAUUCGAAUGAUCUUUUUAUGUGUUAGACUCAUUCUCAUCGCAUAGAGCUUUUACUACAUUUUGGUGGUUUAACUUGUUUAGAGGGAUUUACAAACAGUUUAGUUUUAUUUUGUCAGAAGUCAAGGAAAAACAUGAGUAUUAUUUUUUGGGUGUUAAACUUUAUUAAAAAAGUCGAGAAGAGUCGCUCUAGAAGAAACACUCUUUGGUUUUUAAUCA
Capsella rubella is the source of this 1958-nucleotide messenger RNA. RefSeq names its product F-box/FBD/LRR-repeat protein At3g51530. NCBI's taxonomy places the organism in Eukaryota, Viridiplantae, Streptophyta, Magnoliopsida, Brassicales, Brassicaceae. The transcript is spliced from 5 exons. Gene Ontology annotation, molecular function: protein binding. The coding region runs from base 373 to 1752 and encodes 459 amino acids. The record is from RefSeq and is a predicted model, not a curated record.